AUGUCCAUGGACGAGGCUUUCGAUAUCUUGAAAUCAGUUCCACUGAUCGACGGGCACAAUGAUUGGCCACACCUCAUUCGUGGUUUUUAUGACAAUCAACUUGACAAUCGCUUCAAGCCAGAGAAGGAUUUAGUAGGACAUGUGGAUCUCAAGCGACUCCGAGAGGGGAAGUCUGGCGGUGCUUUCUGGAGUGUCUAUGUAGAUUGCCCAGAAUCGGACGACUUCUCCGACGAUGCAGCUCAUUUCGAGACGUUGAGAGAUACACUACAGCAAAUUGACUUAGUACAUCGACUAGUGGACUCGUACUCCGACUACAUGGGGCUCGUUGAGCAUGCCUCGGAUAUCAUGCGCCUGUUCAAAGAAGGGAAGUUUGCCAGCCUCAUUGGAGUCGAAGGGCUGCAUCAGAUCGCAAACAGCUCUAGCAUCCUUCGCUUAUACCACAAACUUGGAGUUCGAUAUGUCACAUUGGCACAUAAUAAGAACAAUCUGUACGCGGAUAGCGCGACUUCAACUUCCCCAGCACACGACGGUCUAUCUGCAGAGGGAACAUUGAUGGUCAGGGAAAUGAACAGAGUGGGAAUGAUUAUUGAUCUUUCGCAUACAAGCGAAGCCGUGAUGCAUCAAGUUUUGGAUAUUUCUGAAGCCCCUGUGAUCUUCUCCCAUUCUUCAACAGCAUCAAUUGUCCCACACCCUCGCAACGUUCCUGAUGCCGUCCUCAAGAAACUUCGGGUCAACAAAGGCGUGAUUAUGAUCACGUUUAUUCCUUCCCUUACCCAUUUCGAUGCCACACGAGCAAACACAGACCAUGUUAUCGAUCACAUUAUGCACGUUGGGGAGCUUAUUGGGUACGACAGCAUUGGGCUUGGUUCCGACUACGAUGGCAUGUUUAGUGCUGUGAAAGGAGUCGACGAUGUCGCUCAAUAUCCUCAUUUGGUGGCUAGAAUGCUUGAACGCGGCAUUGCCAGACCGGAUGUGGAAAAGAUCGUUGGGCUUAAUCUACUCCGCGUCUUGAAGAGACGUGGAGCUGCAAUCUAUCCGACUCAAGACUCAAGAGCCAUUCAUACAGGAUGA
Penicillium maclennaniae is the source of this 1071-nucleotide messenger RNA. RefSeq names its product dipeptidase gliJ (gene gliJ). Gene Ontology annotation, molecular function: metallodipeptidase activity. Bases 1 to 1071 code for a protein of 356 amino acids. NCBI's taxonomy places the organism in Eukaryota, Fungi, Ascomycota, Eurotiomycetes, Eurotiales, Aspergillaceae. Gene Ontology annotation, biological process: proteolysis. The record is from RefSeq and is a predicted model, not a curated record. The transcript has 6 exons.